Penicillium manginii is the source of this 579-nucleotide messenger RNA. RefSeq lists its product as uncharacterized. The record is from RefSeq and is a predicted model, not a curated record. The transcript has 2 exons. The coding region runs from base 1 to 579 and encodes 192 amino acids. NCBI's taxonomy places the organism in Eukaryota, Fungi, Ascomycota, Eurotiomycetes, Eurotiales, Aspergillaceae.
AUGAUCCACCACUCCCUCAAAGCUGACGAGGCGCCCAUUUUCAAAAUUGAUAGUUCCGUUGCUUUCGUCCCUCCAAAUCUCGCCCUCGCCUGUCUCCCGAUAUAUGAUAUUGAGAAGAUAUCGAAGAGCCCGAUCCUCCCCUGUCUUCUGAAUCUUUGCUCUCGUCGUAGAUUCAGAGGCUGGCAACCCUCUCUUGUCGCCCAGCUUGAAGUUCUUUUUGGCUGCAAUGCUAUCCUCAUCGACAGAUUCUUCCUCGUCAUCCUCCUCACCGGAAGAAUUGAUCCACUUGGCUUCAUCUUCACGAUCGACCCGAGCGCAGUAUUCGUCCAAGGCAAGUUUCUCCGAGCACAGAAUCAUCACGCUCUCAGCAACUCCGAGAUCAAAAUCAACUUUGAAAAGACCAGCUGUCUCGGUGUGUUGAAUAUCGAGGACAAGGUCAAUUCCCCCACCCGAGGGCCCCUGGUCGAUACGCUCACUCUCGACAAUUUAUCUCCCAAUAGGGGAGACAUGAUCUGUCCCCUGGCUGACUUUGAGAAGAUUUUUCCGGUGUAUUCCUUCUCGGCUAGUCUCCUCCCCUAA